Messenger RNA from Chaetomium strumarium, 1689 nucleotides. Its product is annotated as major facilitator superfamily domain-containing protein. Gene Ontology annotation, biological process: transmembrane transport. The transcript has 6 exons. Gene Ontology annotation, cellular component: membrane. Gene Ontology annotation, molecular function: transmembrane transporter activity. Bases 1 to 1689 code for a protein of 562 amino acids. Lineage: Eukaryota; Fungi; Ascomycota; Sordariomycetes; Sordariales; Chaetomiaceae. The record is from RefSeq and is a predicted model, not a curated record.
AUGGCAGUCCCUGAUAGAAACCUGCGCGAGAUUCCCACCGACGUCCUCGAAGACAAGCAGCAUGCUGUUUCCGACGCCAAGGACAUGGCCGCACUCGAGUCGGCCUCUGCCAGCGAGGAUUCCGGGACCGAGGAAGCCGAAGAGAAGGACCUUGCCGAGAACCCCUUCCUCGACCCACACGUGGCGGCCCACUGGCGGCAAGUCUACGACGAGGCGCAGUACGAGUGCCGCCAUGUCUUCGACCCGACCCUGACGUGGACGGAGGAGGAGGAGAAGAGGGUCAUCCGCAAGCUGGACUGGCGCAUCUGCACCUGGGCCUGUGUCAUGUUCUUCGCGCUCCAGGUCGACCGCGGGAAUCUGCAGCAGGCGUUGGCCGAUAACCUUCUCGACGACUUGGGGCUCAACACCAAUGACUACAACCACGGGACGGUGAUAUUCCUAGUCGCGUUUCUUCUCGCUGAGCUGCCGUCGCAGCUGGUCUCCAAGAAGCUCGGCCCCGACCGCUGGAUCCCCAUCCAGAUCGUCCUCUGGUCCGUCGUGGCCAUCUCGCAGUGUGUCAUGAAGAACCGUUCAGGCUUCUUUGCGACCCGUGCGCUCCUUGGCUUGCUGGAGGGCGGCUUCAUACCUGACAUUGUGCUAUGGCUGUCAUACUUUUAUACGUCCCGUGAGCUUCCGAUCAGGUUGAGUUACUUCUGGACAACAUUGUCGGUGACAACGAUAGCGACCUCGUUGCUCGCGUUCGCUCUGCUGCACCUGCGAGGCGUCCAUGGCUGGGCCGGCUGGCAGUGGCUGUUUCUCGUCGAGGGCCUCAUCACCCUGGUGAUCGGACUCGUGUCCUUCUUCAACAUGCCCGCAUCGGCUGUGCAGACCAAGGCCUGGUUCCGCCCCAAGGGCUGGUUCACCGACAAGGAGGUCGCCAUCGUGGUCAACCGCGUCCUCCGGGACGACCCGUCCAAGGGCGACAUGCACAACCGCGAGGCCAUCACCCCUCGCCGUCUGUGGGAGGUGCUCAAGGAGUAUGACCUUUGGCCGCUGUACGCCAUCGGCAUCAUCUGCUUCAUCCCGCAGGGCCCUGUCAACGCCUACCUGACAUUGACGCUGAGGACGCUGGGCUUCAAUCCGUUCACGACAAACCUGCUGACAAUUCCGAAUACAAUAUUCCACAUCAUCACGCUUCUCCUGCUUACCCGCGUGUCCGAGUGGCUCAACCAGCGAGCCUUGGUCGCAGUGCUGCAGAACGUCUGGACGCUGCCCUGCAUCAUCGCCCUGCGCUUCUGGCCGGGCGUCAUCAAGGAUCCUUGGGGCACAUACGCCCUCAUCACCGUCCUGCUGUCAUACCCUUACUGCCACGCAAUCAACGUAGCAUGGGUCUCCAAGAACGCCAACAACGUCGGCACGCGAACCGUCGCCUCGGCAUUGUACAAUAUAUCGGUGCAAAUCGGCCACGUAAUCUACAGCUUCAUCUACGUGGACCACGACAAGCCCUACUACCGCGACGGCAACACCAAGCUGCUGGCCAUCAACAUCCUGUCCAUCUUGCUGUUCCUCUCCACCAAGGCGUACUAUGUGUGGCGCAACAAGCAGAAGGAUGUGACGUGGCGCGCCAUGACCGAGGCGGCGCGGGCCGACUACGUGCGCAACAGCCCGGAAAGGGGCUGUAAGCGGUUGGACUUUCGGUUUGCGCACUGA